AGUUUGGAUGUUAAACCUCCUGAAGAAGAAGAAGAGGAAAAGAAGACGAAGAAGAGCUGCUCUUGUAAUACAUCCAUGCUGAGCAGCGGAGCUAGUUAGCUUCUGGCUAACGUGCAGCUGGAUCUAGCGGGAUGUCUGCAGCCUCUAAAGUUGUUCUGGGAGUGUCUGUGGUUCUGACUCUGAGUAUCGUGUCCGGCGUUCACCUCAAACAGACCUGGGACCGACAGCGUCUCCACGAGGGCGUCGUCAGAGAUCUGGAGCGGCUGGAGAGGAAGAAGGAGAACCUGAGGCUGCUGGAGGAGCAGAGGACGCUGACCAUACAGCUGGAGGAGGAGAGACGACGCUCCGCCCACAGGACAGCACUCGCCACUGAACCAGGUGAGUGACAGUGACGAGCUCAGAAAUGGACAGCAGCGGCGAGCAGCUGGGCGGCGGCGAGGACGAGGCGGCCUGUACGUCGGCCUCAGAG
Molecule: messenger RNA, 469 nt
Organism: Thunnus maccoyii (southern bluefin tuna)
Lineage: Eukaryota; Metazoa; Chordata; Actinopteri; Scombriformes; Scombridae
Gene: pet117
Product: protein PET117 homolog, mitochondrial
Exons: 3
Coding region: 132-386 (84 amino acids)
Biological process (GO): mitochondrial respiratory chain complex IV assembly
Cellular component (GO): mitochondrion
Source: RefSeq, a predicted model, not a curated record